AUGAAUCGGACACCCUCCCAGAUCCCUGACUUUCCGACCAGAGUUGUCCCUGCCUGUGGGACACUCACAGACAGCAACAGAGAUGGCCAGGGAGGGAGGGGGUCCAGGCAGGGAGGGGGGCCAGGCAGGGAGAGAGGGCCAAGGGCCAGACAGAAGACUCCAUCUCUCAGCCAGAGAGGCAGAGACCACCCUCUGGGGAAAGUGCAGCAGACCGCACCAUCCUGGCCAGGUUGGGAGGAGAGGGGUCGGGGCGGGAAGGGGCCUUCCUCCUGGCUCUCCAUUCCCCUCGCCUCCACUCUCCCUCCUUCCCUCCCCUCUGCCCUUAGAUGUCAGCCUCACAGGGUGACCUUGGGCCAGCUCCAGGCGGUAUUACUGCCCUCAGGGAGCCAGCCUGCGCCCACAGGAGACUCCUGUCCCCUCAGGCUACUUCCUCCUUCCCUUGCUCUCUCUCCCUGCUUCUGUCCCCACAUCCCCACCCCCAGCAGGUGCCCCACGUCCCCCACUCCAAGCCCUGGCGAUGUCGGAGAUCUAAGCAGAAUUCUGGAAGGGACUCUGAGCCCCCUCUGUCACAGGCAGACUUCACUGCAGGAGGAAGGCCCCUCCUCGACCGCCUUCUCCACCCCUGGGGCUCAGACAAGUAAAGAAAAGAGAGCCCAGGAGAGGGGACGGGGACAGGAAGCCUGGGCAGGAGGCCUAGGGAGGAGGGCUGGGCAGGACGGCUGGGCAAGAGAACCGAGCAGGGGGCUUUGCACGUCAAAUCAAGACAUUUCCCCCAAGGGCCCAGCCUGCCUGCAUUACAGCCUCCGAGCCCUGGGAGAUUUGGCCCCUGCUCACCUCUCCAGCUUAGGCUGGUCCCCGCCCCACUCCCACUCCCCUCCCCGACCUCUCCACCUUUCCUCACUUGUGUCUCCAGCCCGGCGAGCUGCUUUCCUCACCUGGCACUUCGUCUACCCAACCUCCAAACAGCACAGUGGUCUCGGAUGCUUUCUGGGUCUCCUCAUUUUCUCUGGAGGGGGAGGUCCCAGAGAUUUCUGACACACUGGAUUAAAGAGGAGCUUCAGUGAAGGCAUAGGAGAGAGUGUCCCUGGGGUGCAGGGACACCAGGGUAUGGGGAGCCCACUCAAGGAUUAAACACGGCACACCACAGAGCCUGGGAGAGAGAGGACAUCCAUCUCUCUGUCCCUGUUCUCCUGCUAAGACUUUCUGUGCACGCUCCCAUCUGGCCCAGAGGGAGGGAUGAUGGAACCACUUGGGACAGGGCAGAGAUGCCACACCACCACUGCCAACCAGCCUGGCCCCACCGCUAAGUGCCAGCCACUGGGAAUGGAAGAGACGGUGCUUCCAUGCAUCAUACCAAAGGCACACGAUGGCCUGCCUCUGGCUGAGGGCAGGGGAGCAGAACUGCGCCCACGGAGGCCCCUUGUCAGGGUGAUAUGGGAGCAGGAGAGGCUGAAUGACAAAUCAGUGUCACACCUACUUCACUCUGUGUACAAAACUUAACUCAAAAUGGAGCAGUGGCCUAAAUAAGAGCUUAAAAGAUGGAAAAAUAAUCCAGUCAAGAAAUGGACAGAAGACAUGCACAGACAUUUCUCUGAAGAAGACAUACAAAUGGCCAAGAAACACAUGAAAAAAUGCUCCAUGACCUGGAGUCACUGAGGUCAACACUAAAGUAAGUGAUGCUUCUGGAAA
Messenger RNA from Zalophus californianus (California sea lion), 1689 nucleotides. RefSeq lists its product as uncharacterized. The record is from RefSeq and is a predicted model, not a curated record. The transcript is spliced from 3 exons. Bases 1 to 1035 code for a protein of 344 amino acids. Lineage: Eukaryota; Metazoa; Chordata; Mammalia; Carnivora; Otariidae.